Molecule: messenger RNA, 6411 nt
Organism: Acytostelium subglobosum LB1
Lineage: Eukaryota; Evosea; Eumycetozoa; Acytosteliales; Acytosteliaceae
Exons: 5
Coding region: 1-6411 (2136 amino acids)
Molecular function (GO): glycosyltransferase activity
Source: RefSeq, a predicted model, not a curated record
AUGAACAUAGAUGAGUUAAUAUUGCAGGUGCUCAAUGAAGAGGUGCCUGUGAUAUCGCCAAUAACCACUACCGACAAGAAACAACAACAACAGUUGUCACCUGCCUCCACUGGCAGUGGUAGUGAUACAACGUUGCCAAAGGUCAAGCUACCGAUAUCACUUGUACUGCUGGACAACAUGUCUGAUCUGCGAUCGAUGACACCAGAUACAACACAUUCACCGACACUCAACUCGGCGAACGGCCCUGCACCAACAGUUACACUGCCCACCAGCUCCGACUAUGAGAACAAGUGCGCCACCAUCCUGGACAUCGUUCGAAAGAUGGUUGCCAAGCACAUCGCAACCCAAUCCUCGUCGUUGGCGGACGGCAGCUUCACCAUUGAUCUGGCAGUCUGCUCGUCCGACGAUCCCGAUGCGGCACUGGGCGAGUCCAUAGAUGGAAUAGAGCCUUUCUUUGGACCGGGCGGCGUGCCCGUCCCGAGCGGCGGUCGCUGCAAGCAUGUCCAGGCGGCAGGUGAGCGAUCGGUCAAGGUCAACUGGUCGAGCCUCAUUCUCAAGAUACAUCAGUCCCUGUUACAGAGCGGCCUGCACCAGCAACUGUUAAAGAAGCUGGCAAGUUCAAAGUCCAGCAGCGAGCACAAGGGCAACGUGUUGGAUGGACUCAGGGACAAGAAGCAGUUCAGCAACGUGUCGCUAUCCUCCAACUCACUCACAAGCAAGCCGGACCGCAAUGUCAAUGGCGGCCACCCCGAGAUCAAGUCGACCCCAAUUACACCAAUAGUCACAUCGCCAAUCCUGAAGGAGACGAUUCCAACAACACAAACAGGCGCAGCUUCAUUGAACUCGCCCAAGGCCUCCGAGUCCUCUGGUGGCAACAAGACCGCGCCAACGUCGCCACCACCAUCAUCAUUCGUCGUUUCAAAGAGUUCAUUCAAGAACAACAACAGCGGCACGAGUAGUCAGCCCACGCCCGCGCCUUCGCCCUCGUUUUCAUUGGCCGCACUGAUGGCCAACAGCCCAAAGGAGUCGGCGCUGACAAAGGGACUGAAGGAACAACUCGAUCGCGUCCAGCAGCAGGAGAAGCUGGCCACACAACAACAGGAGUACGUCCCAAACAACCCCAAUAUGAACAAGCUACCCAGUCAGUUCGAGACCGAUCCCGUCCUGCUCCCAGACGGCUCAGAGUACCCCAACUCAAUUCCCAUUCCCAACUUCCAGAACCGUUUCCCAGUGGGCCAUGCGCUGAGCCAGUCGUCGAGCUCAGCCUUCCAGAUCGGCUCGCAGCCCACUCCCGCCAUUGCUGUCAACAGCAUGACCGGAGUAGUGUCACCGGCCACCACCCUCCCUACUAUGCCAUCCUCAUACCAGGGCAGUGCCGGAUCAAACUUCCGCGCCACCUUUGACAUGCCAACUCAGUCACCCUCUGGCCUCCCACCAACCAGACUUACCGAGUCGUUCUUCCCAACCGUGUCCUCGCGAGGACCACCCUCCUUUGAUGGUAUUGUCAAUCAAACAGCGUCAAUGUCAAUCUCGCCAUCGACUCGCGUGCAGACCAUGCCACACCAAAUGCCAUCGGCAUCCCCAAUUGGAAGUAGUAUCCUUGUGGACAAUUCCCAAUUGAUCCCACCACCCAUGCCCAUAUCCAUGCCCAUCGUCACGAACACGCAGCAAGUGCCACUCACACUGAGUGGUAGCACAUCCACCAUGUUCCCACCUGCGCCCUCCUCAAACGUACCCUUGGUCACUGUUGUCCAGGCACCACCUCCCACCGAGCCCGCGCCAACCAUCGACACAAUGGUACCUGCGAGUAGUUCGUUCAAGGCCACUCACAAUGCACCUCCAACCAUAUCCAUCGCGCCACAGUCGAUUGCUGAGAUCACUGGCAAGAUGGAGCAGACACUAUCAGAGUGGUUGGACAUCUCAAUAUAUUGGACGAGCGAUGUGACACAGACACCUGUGAGUGCCGAGACGGAGAAGACCAUCUCGGACGGCGUCAACCUGGACCUGCGCGCGCUGUUGAUGGUCGAGCGAUCACGAUCGAGAGCAAGACAUCGACUUGGGUCGACCCAAUCUACUUCAACUGGAUCAAAGCUGGUCAACGUCAAUCAUCACGAGGAGAUUGCGGCCAAGUUCGCCACAGCCAUCCUCUGCGAGUACCCCAACAAGAUAUGGUCGGGCAAGAAGUACCUUGAGUACCGCGACACCUUUGUCAACCUGCGACGCAAGUUCCCGCCCACGACCGGUCCACAACCAGGUGUACUGCAAGUCGUAUCGGCUGAGGAGGAGGCCGAGUCGCUGCGCCUCAUGAAGAAGAUCAUGGAGGAGGUGUUCUUCUUGAUAUCCAUCCAGCACAGGUCAUCAUUGAAGCUUGUCGAGAAGCUGGCCAUCGGACUCCUUGGCCAUGCCGCGGCGAGCGUGCGACAGGAAGCCGUCAAGCUGCUAAACGUCGUGUACGACUCUCAUAACUGGCAGGUGGACUCACCCCUCAAGCCCGUGAUCCGUUGCAUUGGUGAUGCUUUCAAGGUUGAGCUGGAGCUCGAGCAAGUUCUACCAGAGGAGGUGUUGAAGCGUGUGUACCUGCUGACCACGAUGCCACCCACAACCAAGGUGUCGCUCGGACUGCCUGUUUCGGCCACCGUGACACUGUUCUCCAAGCACAAGCCACGUGUCGAGGGCACCAAACUGACAUUCGAAGCAUCCACAUCGUUCCACCGUGCUGGUUACUAUGACUGGCGCUUUGCCGAGCUUCAGUCCAAUGGCCAGUUCGUUCCCUUUGAUCACCAGUCGUACAGGCUCAAGACCUACUCGUCGCCCACCCCAACAGUUCCAGUGGGCGUCACCAACGACCUUCUGAUACAGGGUCGUUUCAUUGUUCAUCCCAAGCUGCGUGAGGAGAUCAUGCACGAGGUCUGGGUCGACCUGCAGGACGCCAUCUGGGACCCGUACAGAGGAGAGAUAUCAAAGAAGGGCAACAUCCAAAGUCUGAUCGACGCACUGGACAAGUACCACAAGGACGGCGUAACCACACUCUAUGUUAUGGGCAUCCUGGAGAAGGUGUCGCAGGCUCAUCCAUUCUGUCCGACCGACCGUGACCUGCCCAAUCGCUCACUUGGAGGCAUCCCACUGUUCAACACCUUGGUGACCAAGGCCAAGCAACUGGGCAUCAAGAUUGUCAUUGAUUCGACCGCAAGACUGUCAUCCAAGAUGGCUCACAGGAAGUACAAUGGCAGCAUCGUACACACACUGGAUCACAAGGGUCAGCUGAGUCGUCUGGAGGGCACAGACAGUGUCGAGAUCACCUGGCCCGACGUCGUCAUGAUGAACUUCCGCAAGCAAUCCGUAUGGGACAUGUGGGUGGAGGAGACGCUUCACUGGGGCGAGCGAGGAGUGGAUGGCGUGCGCAUCGACAGUGGACAUACCUGUCCGCUGCUGUUCCGCGCCAACCUCGACGAGCUCUACCGCCUGGACUCUGACGACCUGCCGCACUUCACCAAUCAACAGAUCUUUGACGGUGAAAUCGUCAUGAACCCGAGCGAGGAGGGCCGUAACUUUGGCUAUUGGGGCACGACCCCGCCCUCACCAAAGCAGUCCACGCCCUUCUAUCCCAAUCCACUGUUUAUCAAGAUGACGCGCGAGGUGUGGAACCGCUUCCCCCAAUUCGUCUUCCUUGCCGAGGUGUACUGGGAGCGAGAGCUUCACUCAAUCAUCUCGGGACUGGUGCCAUACAGCAGUGCCAUCCCACGCGCCCUCGCCUCAGUCUUUGACAAGGGCAUCAGCAAGGACGGCAUAGUGUUUGACCUGCGCCAACGACAGAGCGUCAAGGCGUUGUACGAGUACUACGAGAUGCGUAUGUCCACAUAUCCACAGAACUCCAUCAUCCUAUUCCCGUCGUCCACCCAUCACACACCCUACCCACUGCAGAUAUACAACGCUGGUGCCUGGGCCGCCGUCGACGCCCUCUUCUUCUUGCCCGAGAUCCCCAUCACAUACAUUGGCGAGCAGUCUGGCUGGUACUACCACGUGGACAUCCACUCAUCGCGUGUCAAGGUCGGAAUGUCGUCCACACCCUACCAACUGCAAUACCCUCAGAUCAACGGACAUUACUCGCAUCGUGUCACACUUCGCAAGAAUCACACGCUGCUGCGUCGCGGUGGUAUGAUCCCACUGCUAUGCUACCACGCCGCCGGUUGGCACGACCGCGUGUUUGGCUUUGCUCGUUUCUCUGGCGACGAGCUGGCCAUCAUUGCCAUCAACUUUGACAACCACGACACUGAGUUCUACGUUGACUGCAGUCCAUUGGCGCGUAUCUCCACCACUGAGACCAUCUACCGCAUGGUCGACCUAAUCAACCCGAGCAACCCACCCCAGUACCUCAGUCUGCAAGAAUUGUUGUACGAGAAGCACUUUGUCUCAGUUCCUGGCUUCUCCUCGAUCUGUUGGGGCGUGUUCCAUCAGGUCAACUCACCGGCAGCCGUUCGUGUACUGUACGAGCACAGUAUGAUUCGUCUCAAGCAACUGCUUGCUGACGACGUCGACCCAUCGCACAACCUCAUCUACUCGAUCCUCAAGAAGGGACUGCAGGCCGGCGUCACCCAGUUUGCCACAGCCCUCGAGGAGAUCCUCUCAAACCUCUCCGGCCACUCUGAGCGCACCUUUGCAUCGUUCAUCCAAGGUGUGCUGUACAACAUGACCAAGCAGGCACAGUUCGAGGGCUACAAGAUCCUUUCAUACUUGGAGGCCAUCGCCAAGAAGGGCCUGAUCAACUCGCGAAUCCCCAAGAUAUGCAAGGAGGUGUUGCAAUCAAACAUCCUUGGACCAAUCGUCUUUAUCACACCAGAGAUUGGACGUUUCUCCACAGUUGGUGGUGUCGGUGUCAUGCUUGACGAGCUCACACGCAGUCUCCAGCUGCUUGGUGUCGAGGUGCACAUCAUCUCACCCUACUACAACUAUGGCAAGGGUGGACGAACAGGCUAUCUCGAGAAGGAGGAGGGCAUCAAGUGGCAGAGGAACGUCGUCACUUAUGUCGGCCCAGACAAGGUGGAGGUUGGUGUGCACGAGGGUACAGACCGCGGUCUGCAUCUGCACUUCCUACACCACUUUGAGUACUUCCCAACGCCCUACAACUCUGGCUCGCCAAUACAUCAACUCAAGACCAUUGUGCUGUUUGCUAAGGCCUCACUAGAGUUGCUGUGCCAGAUCAGACUGUUGCCAUCGGUCAUUGUCACCAACGAUUGGUUCUGUGGACUGGUGCCUGGAUAUGCCAAGGCAGGAGCAUUUGGUACAACGUUCAAUGGCACCACCUUCUUCCAUCUUGUACACAACCUCGAGGAGGCCUACCAAGGACGCAUCUAUCCCGACGGUAACGAUGACCUCAACUGGAUCCAUCAGUUGCAUCGCGACCUCAUCAUGGAUCCACACUCCCACGUCCCUGUCCUCAAUGCAUCUCGAUGUGCAUUGCUGACAUGUAACAACUGGGGAACUGUAUCCAAAUCAUACUUGUUCGACUUGCUGAGGACCUCACACCUGGCCAACCUUCUCCAUCAGUUCCCUCAAGCAUUCGCACACUCCAAUGGAAUUCGUGUAAAGGAGAGGAGAACUCAGUUGACUACACUGGCCACAAGCAGACACGAGGCCAAGGCUCUGUUGCAGAAGAAGUACUUCAACCUUGUCGAUGAGACUAUACCAAUCUUCAGUUUUGUUGGACGAAUCGUGCUGCAGAAGGGUGUGCAUCUGAUCCUCAACGCUAUGAGGGAGUUGAUCGGACACUACCAGGGCAAGAUCCAGGUGUUGGUCGGAGGAAUGGCCAACAUGAAGGAUCCAUAUGCCAGCAGCUGCGCGUGGAGUAUGCAAGCACUCACCAAGCAGUUCCCCAACUCAUUCUGGGCUGAUCCUGAUGCAUUCUUUAGCGAUGGUGCCUUGGUCAACCUUGGAUCAGACUUUGGUCUCAUGCCAUCACUGUUCGAGCCAAGUGGUGUCGUACAACAAGAGUACUUUGCCGCUGGUACACCCGUCAUUGCGUUCAAGACUGGUGGUUUGAAGGACACUGUAUUCGAGUAUAAUCAAAUUGACGAGACAGGAAAUGGAUUCACAUUCGAAGCACACAAGCAUACGGACUUUGUACAGGCACUGCAUAGAGCCUUUGCCAUUUACCAGAGUCCACAUCACUAUGCCAAGAUUCGUGAACGUUCUUAUGAGUCUGUGUUGGACAUGUCAGUGGUCGCCGAGGCCUGGGCCAAGGAGUUCUCUCGUAUGCGUCGUUGCAUAUGGGCCGAUAAGACUCUGAUCGAUGAGACCUGCGAACAACUCUUGAGUUCCACCAAGAUUGGUGGUGGUGUUGCCAACAACAGCGAAUCUGACACUUCAUCAACAACAACAUCAUCAUCAUCAUCAUCAUCAACGUACUCCUCCUAA